AUGAGUCAACAGGGUUAUGUUGCUGCACCCCCAUACUCCCAGGCCCAGCCAGGGAUGGGGGGCUACCAGGCUGGAUUUGGAUCUGGACCUACACAGCCCCUCUAUGGACACUACGGGGGACCGCCACAGGCAUUCUCUGCUCCACCAACAGGUAUGAUGAAACAACCAGUGUCCUCUGCCCCCGGUAUGCCUCCACCACCAGUGUCCAGUCAGUACACUCCAAAUGUCCAGCAGAAUGGAGCUCCUCCACCAAGGUACCCAGUUGCCCAACCUGUCUCUCCUGCCUAUGGUCAACCACCACUGUCCCCAUACAACAGUAUGGCCUCUCAGGCCCCGCCUCCAGCACAGCAGCUCACCAAUCAGAUGAGUGCUAUGAACUUGGGCAACUAUGCCCCAGGACCAAUGCAGAGUGCUCCUCCCUCAGCUAGCUCUGUAGCCCAACAGCCUUUCCAGACGCCUCCUCCCCCAGUCAUGGGCCAGCCACAGAUGCCCCCAGGACCCCAGUCGCCCCUCAUGUCCCCUCAGAUGUCUCCACCACAGUCACCCCCAGCCAGCAUGUCAAUGUCAGGCCCCCCAGCAGCAGGCAUGGGCAGACCCUUCCCUGGGCCACCACCUCCAGGCGCAGGGGGUUUCCAGCAGCCUGGCCCUGGACCUGCUGGUCCACCAGGGUACCCUCAGCCACCAGGUCAAUUUGGGGGCCAAAUGGCUGGGCCCCAGCCAGGCUUCCCUGGGGCUUUCCCUGGAGCAGCAGCUCAGCUGGCUGGUCCACCCCAGAAGAAGCUGGACCCUGACUCUAUCCCCAGCAUAACCCAGGUUAUUGAGGAUAAUCAAGCAAAACAUGGAGGACAGGCCUACACCACGAACCUCAGAGGCCAGGUUCCCCCUCUCGUCACCACUGACUUCACAGUGCAAGACCAAGGUAAUGCCAGUCCCAGGUUCAUUCGCUGCACCACCUAUUCCUUACCCUGCACUGCUGAUCUGGCCAAACAGUGCCAAGUGCCCCUGGCGGCUAUCAUUAAGCCCCUUGCCAGUUUGCCAAAGAAUGAGACUCCUCUAUAUGUAGUGAACCACGGCGAGACCGGCCCCAUCCGCUGCAAUCGCUGCAAAGCCUACAUGUGUCCCUACAUGCAGUUCCUUGAUGGUGGUCGUCGCUACCAGUGUGGUUUCUGCAAUUGUGUCAGUGAAGUGCCAGUCUUCUAUUUCCAACAUCUUGACCACAUGGGCCGGAGAGUGGACUUCUAUGAGAGACCUGAGCUGUCCCUGGGAUCUUAUGAGUUUGCGGCCACCUUGGACUACUGCAAGAACAACAAGCCUCCAAAUCCUCCGGCCUACAUCUUCAUGAUUGACGUGUCCUACAGCAAUAUCAAAAGUGGACUGGUCAAACUAAUAUGUGAUGAGUUGAAGACUCUGCUCGACAAGCUGCCCAGAGAGGAAGGUGCAGAGAGUUCAGCGAUAAAGGUCGGUUUCGUCACCUACAACAAGAUCCUCCACUUCUACAACGUGAAGAGCGCCUUGGCCCAGCCCCAGAUGAUGGUGGUCUCAGACACAGCCGAGAUGUUCGUCCCACUGCUCGACGGCUUCCUCGUCAACUACCAGGACUCAAGGGCUGUUAUCUACAACCUCCUGGACCAGAUCCCUGACAUGUUUGCAGACACCAACGAGAGCGAGACGGUAUUUGCCCCUGUCAUCCAGGCCGGCGUGGAGGCUUUUAAGGCAGCGGAGUGUAGUGGAAAGCUGUUUAUCUUCCACUCCUCCAUCCCCACUGCUGAAGCUCCGGGGAAAUUGAAGAACCGGGACGACAAAAAGCUGGUCAACACCGAGAAAGAGAAAAUGCUGUUUCAGCCUCAGAAAGGUGUGUAUGAGCAGCUGUCUAAGGAGUGUGUGGCCCAGGGCUGCUGCGUGGAUCUCUUCCUCUUUCCCAGCCAGUACAUGGACAUGGCCACCAUGGCUGAUGUGCCGUCACACACCGGCGGCUCUGUCUACAAGUACAACAACUUCCAGGUGGAGACAGAUGGAGAGCAUUUCCUGAGAGACCUGAGGAAAGAUGUGGAGAAGCCCAUCGGUUUUGAUGCCAUAAUGCGCGUUCGUACCAGCACAGGCUUCAGAGCCACAGACUUCUUCGGAGCGAUUCACAUGAACAACACCACGGAUGUAGAGAUGGCAGGUGUGGAUAGUGACAAGGCUGUAACGGUGGAGUUCAAGCAUGACGACACGCUCAGUGAGGAAGCUGGAGCACUCAUACAGUGUGCCUUGCUGUACACCACCAUCAGCGGGCAGCGACGUCUGCGCAUCCACAACCUCAGUCUGAACUGCAGCUCCCAGCUGUCAGAGCUCUACAAAAGCUGUGAGACCGACUCACUCAUCAACUUCUUUGCCAAGUCAGCUUACCGUGCCAUACUGAACCAGCCUCUGAAGAACGUGAGGGAGAUCCUGGUCAGCCAGACGGCCCACAUGCUGGCCUGCUACAGGAAGAACUGUGCCAGCCCCUCUGCUGCCAGCCAGCUGAUCCUGCCUGAUGCCAUGAAGGUGUUCCCAGUCUACAUCAACAGCCUGAUGAAAACGGCUCCCCUGGUGGGCAGCACAGAGCUCUCCACUGACGACAGGGCCCACCAGAGGCUGUCAGUCAUGGCCAUGGGAGUGGAAGACACCCAGCUGCUGCUCUACCCGCGCCUCAUCCCACUGCACAACAUGGACGUAAGCAGCGAGGCGCUGCCCGCUCCGGUGCGCUGCUCAGAGGAGCGUCUGGCCGACUCCGGCAUGUUCCUGCUGGAGAACGGCCACACCAUGUUCUUGUGGCUGGGACAAGCGAGCCCGCCAGAGCUCAUCCAGAGCAUCUUCAACCUGCCCUCCCUCGCCCACCUGCAAGGACACAUGAGUGCUCUGCCAGAGCUGGAUAACCCCCAGUCAAAGAAGGUCCGCUCCAUCAUCAGUGCCCUGUUUGAAAAGAGGCCUAACUCCAUGAAGCUCCAAAUAGUGAGGCAGAAGGACAAGCCUGAGAUGUUGUUCCGUCAGUUCCUGGUGGAAGAUAAGGGUCUCUACGGUGGAGCUUCCUACAUGGACUUCCUCUGCUACGUCCACCGGGAGAUCAGGCAGCUCCUCACUUAA
Myripristis murdjan (pinecone soldierfish) is the source of this 3105-nucleotide messenger RNA. RefSeq names its product SEC24 homolog D, COPII coat complex component (gene sec24d). Gene Ontology annotation, biological process: COPII-coated vesicle cargo loading; endoplasmic reticulum to Golgi vesicle-mediated transport; intracellular protein transport. The record is from RefSeq and is a predicted model, not a curated record. Lineage: Eukaryota; Metazoa; Chordata; Actinopteri; Holocentriformes; Holocentridae. The transcript is spliced from 22 exons. Gene Ontology annotation, cellular component: COPII vesicle coat; endoplasmic reticulum exit site. Gene Ontology annotation, molecular function: SNARE binding; zinc ion binding. The coding region runs from base 1 to 3105 and encodes 1034 amino acids.